Messenger RNA from Cuscuta europaea, 1033 nucleotides. NCBI's taxonomy places the organism in Eukaryota, Viridiplantae, Streptophyta, Magnoliopsida, Solanales, Convolvulaceae. The record is from the annotation of a GenBank genome assembly.
GAAAAUAUGUUUUUUAGGUGUAGAGGAUAAUCAAUGAGGAGAAGAAACUCAAAAAAUAGUAACUUACCUAGGAGGAGAUGUUGUUCUUGGCGAGGUGGAAGAGAGGUGGAGAAGCCAAAACCCUGCGAGAGAAAGUGAUGUGAAAUCUUGGGGGGAGCACGAGAGAAUCCAUCGGGAUAAGUGUAGGUCUCCCCCGACUCCGGCGAAGUGUGGCGACACACCUCCCCCUGACUCCGGCGAAGGUUAAUCUCCGGCGAGCGACGACAAGACCUCCAUAUCUUGUCAAUACUACUUUCCUUUCAUCUUCUUCAACACUCUAGGUAAACAAAUAUCUCCAAUUUAUCUCAUUUUUCACUUAUGUAGAGCUUCAUAGGCUGGAUAGGCGUGGGAAGCAUUCGGAGGAUUGGGCACUCAGACAUGUCCGAUACGUCACUAUGUGGGACAGGCGAGCUGAGCUAGUUGUGACUGGGACACCGACAUUUGUCCCAUCUGUUUCAGGAGACUACAUGGGAUGGUAUUACAGCAUCACUCGUUUGUUUGUGUCUCCUUCGUUCAGACUCCCUACUCAUCAUUAUCAGCCUAGCUCAUUGGCUUUGCAUCUUACAACACGAGCUUUGCAGCGUAUACAUCAGCGGGCUACUGCCACAGUGAGUGAUACUCAUGAUGUGGACAUGUAUGGACAGACUCUGACAGACAUUGCCUCCUUGUGUUCAGAUGUGUUGGGACGAGUCGACUACGGCCAUCUUAUACACAUGCCCCCAUCUCAGGAGAUGGCAUCGACGUCUAGUGCAGCGGCGGCUUCAUCAUCCCAGACGCAGCAUGAGAGAGUGGUUCUUCAACCACGACCACGACGUAGGCGUAGACAUCAGCAACAACAUCUCCAUGACCAAGAUGAUCAAGAUGACCAUGAGAACUUGUAGUUUGCCUUUUGUAUUGCAGUAUGUUGUAGGAACAAUUUACAACAUUUUACGUAUGUUCUCUUCUAAAACUCCUAUUAUUUAAAUAACUCCUAUUAUUUAAAUAUUCAAAAACC